Messenger RNA from Gloeophyllum trabeum ATCC 11539, 159 nucleotides. RefSeq lists its product as uncharacterized. The coding region runs from base 1 to 159 and encodes 52 amino acids. The transcript has 2 exons. NCBI's taxonomy places the organism in Eukaryota, Fungi, Basidiomycota, Agaricomycetes, Gloeophyllales, Gloeophyllaceae. The record is from RefSeq and is a predicted model, not a curated record.
AUGUCACCAAAGUCCCCUCCCCUCUCAAAGAACAUCCUGGAAAUCAUGACUACUGUUGCUGCCUCCAAUGCGCCAGCUAGCCGACAGCCUCCUUCGUUGCCGUAUCCACCCUCAGAAUUCAUCCCCGCUUCCUGCUGCAUUGACAUCCACCCGAAAUGA